ACGUUCUCUCAGAAAAUCAUUACACCUCACGACUAAGCGUAUGAACCAAUAUCAAACAGAACCCUAAACCAACAAUGGCGGAGAGAUAGAGAGAGUGAUGGGAUCUGAGCAAUUCCCUUGACUAGUCUCUCUCACACCCACGAAAGCCAAAAGCAACACAUCACUUCAUCCUAACUAAUGAUGUUCAUUAAGAAGAAAAAAUCAAAGACGAAGAAGAAGAAGAACAAGAAGCAAGAAGAACAGCACCAACAACAACGAUAGCAAAUUGCAUAAUCACUUUUUGGGUGUUACAAAUACAAAGUGGCCUAGCGUUGACUUCCUAAUCGUCUUUCACUGCUUCGGAUUAUGACUCUCUUUCUCUCCCUCUCUCUCUCUUAUUCACGUUCAUUCAUACUGAUAUCGAUGGUAUUUCCAUCUUUUUUGCUGUCACAGAAUACCUAUCUUUUACUGUCAACCUCUCGUUUUGUUCUGUCAAAGUAGGUAAACAAAAGGGGGUCUCUAUAUCUCUCUUCCUUAUCGCUAUUGAACCUUUUAUUCAAUGCUGUAUGGCCUUCGAUACCUAUUAUUUGUAUCUACGACUCUAUAUUUCAAGUGGGCAUGUAAAGAACCUUUAGUUAAUGCCACCGUUUAGGCCAGAGUGUCACUCUUAGUGAUCUUGUUGACUGGUUAUUGCUCUAUGGUUGUGGGUUGUGGGUUUUUCAAUUAUAACUCGUUUAGACUUGUCCUCUGCCUUGUUAAGUGCUCGCAAUUCUCCUACCUUUUUCCUUGUCAAUGGUUCUUCUUUCUUAUUUUCUAGUUUCUUUAGCAUUAUUAUUAUUAUUCCAUCUUUCUUUCUCCAUAAUUUUUCUUGUUUUUACAUUUCAUGAAUUGGGUUUUGAAGACAUGGGGUACCUUCCUCUUUACAAUUGCUCUUUUAUUCACAGAUCAUUAUCAUAAGCUUUAAACUGCUCGAAAAAUAAGGUGUUGAAAAACUUUCACGUCGUUAUUCCCAGCCUGCUGCAAAAUUGUGUGCCUUGAUUUGUCUACUUCGAAAAUGGCCAUGCAAGGGAGUCGUCAAAAACCAAUCUUCGUUCAGUCUCUAGUCAUCUUUUCCUCCAUUAUUAGCCUCGUAGCUUCCUUAAAUGAAGAGGGUCAUUUCCUUUUGAAGUUUAAAAAAUCCCUUUCAGACCCAAAUCACAAUCUUGAGAGUUGGAACUCCUCUGCUUCAACUCCCUGCAAUUGGAAGGGAGUACGGUGCAAUGAUUCCAAGGUAAUUUCUUUGUAUCUCAGUGGUCUUAAUCUGUCUGGAACUUUAUCUCCAAGUAUCUGUAACCUUCCCCAUUUGACUGAACUGAAUGUGUCCAUAAACUUCAUCUCUGGUUCCAUUCCUAAGAAUCUUGCCAACUGCCGUAAUCUUCAAAUACUUGACUUUUGCACUAAUAGAUUUCAUGAUGAACUAUUGACCCCAAUCUGUGAACUUACCCAUCUUAAAAAGCUUUACCUCUGUGAAAAUUAUAUGUAUGGGAAAAUGCCUGAGGAGAUUGGUAACUUAACUUUGCUUGAAGAGCUUGUCAUCUAUAGUAAUAAUCUUACUGGUAGCAUUCCAGCUUCCAUUGGUAAGUUGAAGAAGCUUAAGAUUAUCAGGGCAGGUAAAAACUUCUUCUCAGGACUAUUGCCCGCAGAAAUCAGUGAGUGUGAAAGAUUAGAGGUUUUGGGAUUGUCCCAGAACAUACUGGAAGGAGCUCUUCCUGGUGACUUACACAAACUCCAGAAUCUUACUGAUUUGAUCCUUUGGCAAAAUCGUUUCUCUGGUUACAUUCCUCCCGAGAUUGGCAACUUAAUGAGCCUGGAAUUGCUUGCCUUGCAUGAAAAUUCUUUCAGUGGAACGGUUCCUGAAGAACUUGGAAGAUUGUCCAAGUUGAAAAGGCUCUACAUUUAUACCAACCAAUUGAAUGGGACGAUUCCACAAUCGUUAGGGAACUGUACCAACGCUGUUGAGAUUGAUCUUUCUGAAAAUCAGUUGAGAGGAUUCAUUCCCAGGCAGUUGGGUUACCUUCCCAAGCUCCGCCUUCUUCACCUUUUCGAAAACCUUCUACAGGGAAGUAUUCCUCGGGAAUUUGGGAAGCUGAAGCAGCUGGAGAACAUAGAUUUGUCCAUAAACAACUUAACAGGUAGAAUCCCUCUGGAGUUUCAGAACCUCACACUUCUGGUGGAUUUGCAGCUCUUUGACAAUCAUCUUGAAGGUACAAUUCCUCCUCACUUAGGACUUAACAGUAACCUGACCAUUCUUGACAUAUCUGCUAAUAAUUUAGUUGGAAACAUACCUGCACAUCUUUGCAAAUAUCAAGCAUUGAUGUUCCUUAGCCUCGGGUCAAACAGAUUGUCUGGAAAUAUACCCUAUGGCCUUAAAACAUGCAAGUCUCUUAUGCAGCUAAUGCUAGGAGAUAACCAGCUUACAGGAAGCCUCCCUGUUGAGCUAUAUAAACUUCAUAAUCUUUCAGCACUAGAGCUCUUUCGAAACCAAUUCUCAGGGCCAAUACUUCCAGAGGUUGGAAGGCUAAUGAAGUUGGAAAGGCUGCUCUUGGCAAACAACCAUUUUGUUGGGAACAUUCCUCCAGAGUUUGGAAAUCUAGUUCAUCUUGUGGCGUUCAAUGUUUCCUCUAAUCGGCUCUCGGGACACAUUCCUCAUGAGGUGGGAAAUUGUAUAAAACUACAGAGGCUUGACCUUAGCAGUAACAUGUUCACUAGCUCCCUCCCUGAAGAACUUGGUGAGCUAGUGAAUUUGGAACUUUUGAAACUUUCUGGUAACAAAUUUACUGGAGAAAUACCAAGUACCUUGGGACAAUUAAGCCGACUCACAGAGUUGCAAAUGGGGGGUAAUCAAUUUUCAGGCAACAUCCCUAUGGAGCUUGGCCAACUUUCUUCAUUGCAGAUUGCACUCAAUAUUAGCCACAACAAUCUUUCAGGUAAGAUUCCUGAAAGGUUGGGGAACUUGCAGAUGUUGGAAUCUCUCUUCUUGAAUGAUAACAAGCUUGAUGGUGAAAUCCCUGCCUCAAUCGGUGAUCUGCUAAGCCUCAUGGUAUGCAACCUUUCUAACAAUAACUUGGUAGGUACGGUGCCAAGCACCCCUGCAUUUCAAAGAAUGGAUUCAACAAACUUUGCUGGGAACAAGGGACUGUCCAGAUUGCAUUCAAAUGAUCGUGAUACAUCCACAAGUCAAUCUCUUAAUCAGAAACAAAGUGGAACAAAGAAGGGUUCGACGAAAGAGAAGUUAGUGAUCAUCAUCACUGUUGUUGCUGGUUUAACUUUCAUUUUUCUUAUUAUGGGAUUGUUUUGGGCAAUAAAGGGUCGUCAUUCUACUUUUCUUUCGAUUGAGGAUCAACCAAAGCCUGAUGUGUUCGACGAUUAUUACUUCCCAAAAGAAGGGUUUUCUUACCAGGAUCUUGUUGAAGCUACCAGCAACUUUUCCGAGAGUACAAUCUUAGGAAGGGGAGCCUGCGGCACUGUGUACAAGGCUGUCAUGACCAAUGAAGUGAUUGCCGUCAAAAAAUUGAAGUCCCGUGGAGAAGGAGCAAGUGUAGACAGCAGCUUCCGAGCUGAGAUAUCGACUUUGGGUAAGAUCAGGCAUCGAAAUAUUGUCAAGCUCCAUGGCUUUUGCUAUCACCAGGACAACAAUCUUCUCUUGUACGAGUACAUGGCGAAUGGAAGCUUAGGAGAACAACUCCAUGGCAAUGACCAAACUUGUUUACUUGACUGGAAUGCAAGAUAUAAAAUUGCUCUUGGAGCUGCAGAAGGGUUAUGCUAUCUGCAUUAUGAUUGUAAGCCACAAAUCAUACACCGAGAUAUAAAAUCGAACAACAUUUUGCUGGAUGAGUUUCUCCAGGCACAUGUUGGAGAUUUCGGAUUAGCAAAGUUGAUUGAUUAUCCCUACUCAAAAUCUAUGUCUAUGUCUGCUGUUGCCGGCUCAUAUGGCUAUAUUGCUCCAGAGUAUGCAUACACCAUGAAGGUGACAGAGAAAUGUGACAUCUACAGCUUUGGGGUUGUUUUGCUGGAGCUAGUUACCGGAAGGUCACCAGUUCAGCCACUGGAACAAGGUGGGGACCUAGUCAACUGGGUGAGAAGGGCAAUAAAAAAUGCAGUGCCAACACAUGAUUUAUUUGACAAGAGGCUAGGCUUGGAUCUGAGUGAACAGACAACAAUUGAUGAGAUGACUCUGUUUCUCAAGAUUGCACUCUUCUGCACCAGCCCAUCCCCAGUGAAUAGGCCAACAAUGAAGGAAGUCAUUGCCAUGAUGUUCGAGGCCAGAAAAACUGUCAGCAAGGCUUCAUUUUCUCCCUCAUCAGAAACUCCCUUAGCAGAAGAUGCUUCUUCUAGAGGAUAUCUGGAGUUGUAAGGUAAUUACUUACUUCAAAAGCGGUGGAUUAAUGGAGUUGGGCACAUGUUGAUCUUCAAUAUCUUCUACUUGCAUGGCACGUGAUCAGUGAUUUUACCUCUCAUUUUGACUAUGGAGUAAAUAAAAAGGACGUUCUCUUUGGUCUUUUUUAUGUACUGACCAUCUGCAUAUAUGCUUUAUCUAUACAUGAUUUGGAAAAGCUUGAUAUCCAAGCAUAAUUACUAUGAUCACUUCUUAACUCCCUCGAUUGUAGGCAACAUAAGCAAAUUAGAUUUGAUU
This is a messenger RNA of Humulus lupulus (European hop), 4651 nucleotides long. RefSeq names its product leucine-rich repeat receptor-like serine/threonine-protein kinase At1g17230. Gene Ontology annotation, biological process: protein phosphorylation. Gene Ontology annotation, molecular function: ATP binding; protein kinase activity; protein binding. The record is from RefSeq and is a predicted model, not a curated record. The transcript has 3 exons. The coding region runs from base 1034 to 4372 and encodes 1112 amino acids. Lineage: Eukaryota; Viridiplantae; Streptophyta; Magnoliopsida; Rosales; Cannabaceae.